Messenger RNA from Schistosoma mattheei, 1271 nucleotides. The record is from the annotation of a GenBank genome assembly. Lineage: Eukaryota; Metazoa; Platyhelminthes; Trematoda; Strigeidida; Schistosomatidae.
AAAUUUCUCAAUAAAUAUAGAAUAAAGAUUGGAUAAUUUAUAUGGUGGAUUUUAUAUGCGUGGGAGUCGAUUCUUAUAGUCGUCAUAUUGAGUGGGCUUGUUAAUUUUCUCUAGUAACAUGAGUUAAAAUGUAUUUUAUAGACUAUUGAAAAAUGUAAACAUAUACACACGCACACACACAUAUGCACAAAUCAAGAAACCCUGUUUAAGUGAUUUUAUAAAAUCAUAUUUACCAAUAUCUUAAUGGAAAUUAUUUUACAGGGAUUUACAUACGUAUAUAUAUGUAUAUCCUUGUAACUUGAUUGUUCUUAUUUUCUUUACACAAAAUCAACUUAGAUGUUAUUAUUGAAUGCUUAUUAAUCCAUUAGUCAAUUAUCAGUAUUAUUAUUAUUCUAUUAUAAUUUAUGCUAUUAAACAAUUUAAUUAUUUAAUUGUUAAACAAUUAAUUAAUUAUUGGAACAAAUUGGUUUCUAAUAUUGAACUCAAACAAAUUAUUGAAUUGUUCAAUAAUAUUCAAUUUCAUUUGUCAUGGACAAAACGUAAUAUUUCAAUGAAUCGUUUAAAUCCAUCUAUGAAAUAUAUACGCGUAAAUUUUGAAAAUUUAUCAUUGAAAUCAACUGAAAGUACUUACAUUAAAUGUGAUCAAAUGAAUUCUUAUAAUAAUAACAUUGAAAAGGUUGAAAUUAUGAAAAUUUUAAAAAACCCUUUAACACAUAAUAUUAGUGAUUAUUAUAUAGAAGCAACUAAAAAGAAACAUUAUCUAUUAUUAAAUAAAACUAUACAAAUUCUAAUUAUAAUAAUCUUAUUUAAUUAUUCAUUAGUUUACGUGAACAAUAAUCUUUGCAUAGAUGCUAUGCAUUUACAUAAUACUAUUUUAUCACCAUUAACGGAAACGUCAACAGAUUCAGAGACAAUAUUAGAAUCAGAUUCAUCUACAUUACCUACAUAUUUAAUUGAUUCACCUGUAGUCAAAUUAAUUAAAACUCCAAAAACUACACGACAAUCUUAUUUAGAUAAUGGAUUACAAUUAGAAAAUAAAGUAAUGCAAAGAAUAUCAUCAAUAUUUCAAGAUAAAAAAGCUAUACAAGAUUUGUUGACAGAAAUGAAUGCAUAUUAUUUAACUUAUGGGAGACCAAGAUACGGAUAAAUGAAGUUGAAAAUUAUGAUGAUUAAGAAAAUACAAAAUGAAUUUGUCAAGAAUAUAUAUACAAUGUAUCAGCGAAAUUUUUAAAGAAAUAUACAUAUUGAAAUAAAAUGAUAAUAUUAAGCAA